This is a messenger RNA of Chara braunii, 1815 nucleotides long. NCBI's taxonomy places the organism in Eukaryota, Viridiplantae, Streptophyta, Charophyceae, Charales, Characeae. The record is from the annotation of a GenBank genome assembly.
GGAACGUUGUCGCGUUGGAGAAGGAGGCAAAGAUGAUCGAUUACCUUCACGAGUUCGUAAAGACACGCGUUGCAGACACUUGCAAUGCUUGCGAGUUUGUCCAGACCACCGGCGAACGAAACUGGGAUCCCAAACGUGACGUGUAUUGGAAAUUGCCGGGGAACAAAAGGACGGAGGUUUGGGACUUCCUUUUCCGACCCGGACUGCCUGGUCCGACCGACCUCGAAUACAGUCGACGGAGAAACCUGGUGUUCGGUGUGCUCAAUGGGUACCACGAUGCACCCAGGGAGUCUGUCUCGCAUUUCCUGAGAAGGCUGGAGCACAUUUACUUCACGCUGGCCGAACCGCUCACCCUGGAAAACUACAAGUCACAGUUUGACGAGGAGGACCCUUUCGACGCUGAAGACAUGGAGGAGCUGAGCGACUCCGAAACCUUCGAUUUCGAGUCCAUGCCACUUCCUCGGGUGGUUGGACAGGUUGGUGAUGAAGAGGAAGGUGGCCCUCGGAGAUAUAGCACGUCCCCUGCCGGUUUGAAGCGUGUGUUUUGGGGCGAACCAGUCGACGACCAAUCGUCUGAUGACGGGGACAAAGCGAGAGACUAUGAUCACGAACCUUGUGACAUUCUCCCUGAGGACCACGACACCUGGAAGAAUGACAGACUCUACUUCUUCGGCAAGCAUCACCAGUUCACGGCGGAGGAUGUCUGGGGACACAACGUCGUCUUGCACCCGAGGAUAUUCCAACCUGUUGUGAAGAAUGGAAUGUGGGUCAUGACAAUGAACGAGGCCGAUGGCAAGUGGAGUGCACUGAAGAGAACGGGAGCGGAUGCAUUUAAGAGAACGGCGAGACAUGCUGUGGUGGAGCAUUUGAGUCUUAUGAACCCCGAGAGGAACAAUCCGGACGUCGUUGCGUAUGCAGAACAAAAGCUAAAUGAGUUGUACGCCAACAACAUGUUGGAGUUUCGAGCGCCUUUCUACACACUUGAAACGGCACCGUCUCGUGGCAUUGACUGGCGCAUGCCGCAACCUCCAUCGGGCGGUCAGCAUCCGGGAGGGGGUGGAGGAGGAGACGAAGGAGACGGCGGGGGUGGCGGAGGAGACGGCUCAUAACUGGCGGUCUCACGACGUGCUGGAGGGGCCGCUGCAAGAAUGUUGGACACCGGGGGUGGCGAGUACGAACGUCAUACUCCUGGGGAAGAGGAGCGCUCUCAGGGAACGCGUGCUGUACAUCGGGAAGAGAAGACUCAACGCUGGCAGUCUCGCAAAGUGUUGGAGACCGGGGGUAGCGAUUGUGAACGUCAUGCUUCGGAGGGUGCGUCUGUGGACACUGACAGCGAGAGUGCAGGAGCUCCGGGGGAAACGCAUGCUCUACAGCGGGGAGAGGAGUCACGAAGGAUGCCGGCUCGGGAAAACGUGAAGGGGCUCCACGCACGAGUGCUGGUGAUCGGGACGUCCGAAGAGGUUCUGCACAGUUGGUCGGCUGUGGCCACGACGCGAGAGGGUGUCGUUAAGGGAGGUCAGUGGACGUUCGUGCAAGCUCCUGUUCUUGGCGACGAUGAAGACGAAAAAGAACCCGCGGUGGAAGCUCGGGUUCGUGGCGAUGAGAAAGGCAGAGAACCCGUGGUGGAAGGCGGUGAGGUGACUGUCGACAUUCAGAGGGAUCCACAACGGAAAGAUGGUGAUUCUUCGCCCACCCGUUGCGGUGAAGAACAGGGUGGUCAAGCGUCUAUCCUAAGCACCGCCUCGGGGAAUGGUGCUUCAUGAAGCCAUAGAAUUGGGUGACAACGCGGCUGCCACCGGCUGGUUAGCGACUAAG